This is a messenger RNA of Penicillium longicatenatum, 1275 nucleotides long. RefSeq names its product chalcone isomerase domain-containing protein. Gene Ontology annotation, molecular function: intramolecular lyase activity. NCBI's taxonomy places the organism in Eukaryota, Fungi, Ascomycota, Eurotiomycetes, Eurotiales, Aspergillaceae. The record is from RefSeq and is a predicted model, not a curated record. The transcript has a single exon. Bases 1 to 1275 code for a protein of 424 amino acids.
AUGACGUCUUCAAUUCGCACAGCGCCCUGGCGCACAUGCCAGUGCUUAGCUCGCCAAAGCCUCCGCGCUCCUCCCAGUGCCCGCUACAUCUCCACCACGAACUGUCUUCGAUCAGCCAAACAUGGUGCCACCAACCCUCUCCGUUCCCGCCCCGCCGGCAGCCCCAAGGGCGAAGGCGUAAAGUAUCGAAGGUCGAUUGUCUGGUCUGCAGCUGGAAUUGUUGCCAGCGCAGCGGCUAUGUAUGGAGUGAUCAAGCUGGAUCUGUUUGGCCUGGAAGAACUCGAGGCCGGAAAGAACGGCAAGUCUGCAUCGAAGCCUCACGAAGCUACAAUUGCACCUUCAGAAAGCCGCGCUAUGAAGAUGGAUGGACCUCCUGGAUUCCCGAGUGACGGUGGCCCUUCUGUGAUCCCCCUCCACGGGCAAGAUAAUGUCGACCAAAUUGCGACCGGGAACAGUUCUGUUCCUUAUUUCCCCACUACCAUUCGGUUACCGUCGAUUACUGGAACGGAGAACAAGAAACCUGGAGACAAGCUGUCUACGUCUGAUGGAGAUGAGUACCAGCUGUUGGGUCUUGGUAUUCGCACUGUCUCGUUCCUGUCGAUUCAGGUGUAUGUUGUUGGAAUGUAUGUUGCCAAGAAGGAUAUCACGGAGCUGCAGCAACGUCUCGUGAACACAGCGAUCCACCCCCCUGUCUCAGACGAAGCUGCUGCUAUCUCCGGGGUAGGCGCUGAAGCUGCCACAUCAUUGGUACCUCCGGAGCGCCAGCAGCUUAGAGAUCUGCUUAUGGAUCCCGAGCACGGCGAUGCUGCCUGGACAGCUCUGAUCAAGGAAAAUGGCAUCCGGACAGCCUUCCGAAUUGUGCCCACGCGCAACACCGACUUUUUGCACCUUCGUGAUGCAUGGGUCCGUGGUAUCACCGCCCGCGCACAGCAAUUAAAAGCUUCUGGGUCGGAAUCACAGGAUAUGGCCUUUGGCUCUGCAAUCAAUGAAUUCAAGGCUAUAGUCGGUGGUGGCCAGGCUAAGAAUAUUCCCAAGGGCCAGACGGUUGUUCUUCUUCGCGAUGCUCAUGGUGCCCUUGAUGCCCUCUUCCAGCCAGAUCCUAAGGCGACCCACUGGAUGGGCCGUGUGUCCGAUGAGCGGAUCAGCCGAUUCGUGUGGCUCAACUACCUUGCUGGAAAGAAGGUUUCUAGCGAGGGCGCGAGGAAGAGUAUUGUCGAUGGACUCAUGACUGUUGUCGAGCGGCCUGUUGGAACCGUCGCGCAGAGAGUCGUGUAA